Molecule: messenger RNA, 1974 nt
Organism: Paramuricea clavata
Lineage: Eukaryota; Metazoa; Cnidaria; Anthozoa; Malacalcyonacea; Plexauridae
Source: the annotation of a GenBank genome assembly
AUGGUGCUUUGUGUGGUAUUGAUCGUUAUUUUUGGGCAAAUUUUGACCGGCAAUGCAACGAUAUGUGAGUAUUGUGGAAAGGAUUUCAAAUCGCUGGGCAGACAUCAAUGGCGUUGCAAAUCACGAACUGGUGUCGGAAACUCACCUAAUACGGAGAGAGCGUCUUCUUCAACAUCUGCGGACAAUAAUACAUGUACGGUAGGGUCGACUAAUGUCGCAGGAGAAAGUUUUAUGUGUUAUUGUGGGCGUACAUUUAAUAGUUAUCGUUCACUAAAUUUACAUCGCCGAUCAUGCUUUGUACAGAAUAACCCGUGCUUUGCUGAACUGUUUGCUCAACAAGAUGAUAGCAUUACUAUUGCAAAUAGUAAUGAAAGCAUGACCGAAGUUCUGUUUCCGACCGAUAAGUUUAAAGUGUUAUCAGGAGUAAAACUUCCUCGAUCGGAUCUUAGUUGGAAAGCAGCUAACGAGUUUUUUCAGUCGCAAUUCAGUGUUAGACCAGAGCUGCGAGACUUGGAUUCGGAAAUUGUAUUCAUGAAUAACGUUAUCUGGUCUUACUUUAAAGAUACAUGUGGUUUGGUAAAGUCGGCUAAUAAAUUUGAACACUAUAGAAGUAUGUCAAAAUCAAAGUUAAAAAAAUGCUUAAAAGAUUUAAAAUCGAACGGAGGCAGCUUGGAGGAAAUAAAAUUUGUCAGUAAGUUAUUGCGAAAAAGAAUGCAGUCAAGCGUUAAUGACCAGCGGGAUUAUGAAAAUGAAUUAAAUGAGAACUUUUGGAAGUUUUGUAAAAAUGAAUUUGAAAACACUGAAGAGCUAGAACCAAACUUGAGCGAACAGUCGUGUUUCGACUAUUUUAAGAACUUAUUUAAGGAGAAAAGUAAAAGUCGUUUGUUUAAUUGGCCGUCCUGGUUGAGUUCAUUUCCAUCCGCAAGUAAAGAUUUCGACUUAGAAUGUCCUACGUAUCGUGAGAUCUCUAAAAUAAUCAGAAAAAUGAAAAGUCGUGGCUCUGCGUGUCCUUUCGACCAAAUAAGCAUUAUUUCGUUUCAACGUUGUCCAAUUUUAAGAACGCAUUUAUGGAGAAUUAUCUGUAAAUGCUGGAACGAAAAAAAUAUUCCAUCUGUCUGGAAGCACGCGGCGGCGAUAUUGAUCCAUAAAAAAGAUUCAACUGAGGAUCCUGCUAAUUUCCGUCCUAUCUGUCUAGAGCCUGUUUUGCUAAAAGUCAUAACAUCAUUGCUAAGGAAUAGAAUCUUUAAGUUUGUUUGCGAAAACGAAUUUAUUGAGUCGGGAAUCCAGAAAGGUUUUUGGCCUGGAAUUUCGGGGACUAUUGAACAUACGGAAUUAUUAUCACAUAUUAUUAACCAUGCCAGAAAUAAGCAAAGAUCUCUUGUAGUUACUUUAAUUGAUCUGAAAAAUGCCUUUGGUGAGGUACAUCAUAAACUUAUACGAACUAUCUUGACAGCUCAUCACAUUCCUGAAGAAAUUAUAUGCUUUGUUGAGAAAUUCUACUCUGAUUUCAGUAUCUCAAUUAUUACGAAAGGGUUCAUUACGAAACCAAUUCCAGUGCAACGAGGCGUGUUACAAGGUGAUUGUUUAUCACCCUUGUUAUUUAAUCUUUGUGUAAAUUCUUUGAUUCACACAAUAAACGACGCGAAAUUAAAAUGUCUUGGCUAUGUAAAUAACGCAACGAUGUACCCUAGGCACUGGUUCCAAUUUGCGGAUGACACAGCAAUAUUAAGUGCACAUGAAGAGGACAAUCAAUUGCUUUGUAAUGUAUUUAAUAAAUGGUCAACGUGGGCGGAUUUGCAUAUUCGUGUUGAGAAAUGCCAUACUUUUGGAAUCAAGAAGCAAUCCUCAAAAGCAAUUCAAUACCAACCAGUUAUUAUCAUCUCGGGCAAGCGUGUACCGCCGAUUGAAUGCGAACAGGGGUUUAACUAUCUUGGAAAGCAAUUUAACUUUAAUAUGGAAUGCGAUCAGAUCAAA